This is a messenger RNA of Aspergillus fumigatus Af293, 363 nucleotides long. Its product is annotated as putative C2H2 finger domain protein. The record is from RefSeq and is a predicted model, not a curated record. NCBI's taxonomy places the organism in Eukaryota, Fungi, Ascomycota, Eurotiomycetes, Eurotiales, Aspergillaceae.
AUGUCGCUGACUAUUCUUGACCUGCAGCAUCAGCAGCGCCACCAGGCUAGGAAUUUGCAAUGCUACGGGUGCCACCAGUCCUUCAAGACUUUCUCUGGCAUGUUGAUCCAUCUCGAGUCAGGCAGCUGUCCCUCCGGAACAGACAUUGAUGAUAUUAACCGUCUGGCUCGUCAGUGCUACCAGAGUCGCAAGUAUAUUGAUACAGCCGGCGAUUACAUUUGUCCUGCCUGUGAUAAGUUCUGCUCAAAGCUCUCUGGAUUAUUCCAGCAUGUUGAGGACUCCCUUGGCUGUUUGUACCUUAAAGAGGGUGGCCAGUGUCUAGCAAAGUUGGAGUAUUAUAUUUCUUGGAAUGUGAGGCGCUAG